Durio zibethinus is the source of this 1725-nucleotide messenger RNA. RefSeq lists its product as uncharacterized. The record is from RefSeq and is a predicted model, not a curated record. Lineage: Eukaryota; Viridiplantae; Streptophyta; Magnoliopsida; Malvales; Malvaceae.
UACACAAAAGUUAUCCUGCGCACCCCCUUGAGAAAACGCUGACCAGCUGUUGAGAAACGUUUCUGUCAAUUGACUGUUAACGCCCAGCCACGUGGUUUCUCUCGUCUUCUCGUCAAAAUAAAAUUGAAAAGAACAAUUAAUACCAGAAAGAAAGGAUAAAUAAAAAGAGAGAGAGAGAGAAAAGAGAGAGAGAGAGAGAGAUCGUUGAUCGAUUUAAUUGAUUGGUUCAAAAAUCAAAACAAUAGAAUCGAAUGGAAUGAUUGUAGAGUGAGUGGAUUCAACAAUGAAAGGCGUCUUCUUGGCGCCCGGAGAUUACAUCCACUUCAAGUCCCAAGUCCCUCUUCACAAGAUCCCUAUUGGCACAAAGCAGUGGCGAUAUUAUGAUUUUGGUCCCAAAGUGGUUCCUCCACUUAUAUGCCUUCCUGGAACUGCUGGGACAGCAGAUGUCUACUACAAACAGAUCAUGUCCUUGUCCAUGAAGGGUUAUCGGGUGAUUUCUGUUGAUAUUCCCCGUGUUUGGAAUCAUCAAGAAUGGAUUCAAAGUUUUGAAAAGUUCUUGGACGCCAUCGAUGUUCACCAUAUACAUUUAUAUGGUACAUCUCUUGGAGGCUUCCUAGCUCAACUUUUUGCUCAACAUCGUCCAAGACGGGUUAAAUCCUUAAUUCUAUCAAAUACUUUUUUGGAGACACACAGUUUUGCAGCAGCAAUGCCUUGGGCACCUAUUGUGGGAUGGACUCCGUCUUUUUUGUUGAAACGAUACGUCUUAACAGGAAUUCGGGAUGGCCCUCAUGAACCUUUUAUUGCAGAUUCUGUGGACUUUGUUGUUUCACAGGUUGAAACACUCUCAAGAGAUGACUUGGCAUCCAGGUUGACUUUGACAGUUGAUAGGGCUUCAGUUGAACCACUUCUACUUUCUGAUUCAUUUAUUACUAUAAUGGAUACAAAUGACUACUCUGCAAUUCCUCAACAACUCAAAGAUCAGCUGGGUGAGAGGUACCCAGGUGCACGGCAAGCUUAUCUGAAAACAGGAGGUGAUUUCCCAUUUCUUUCCCGCCCAGAUGAAGUUAACUUACAUCUUCAGCUGCACCUGAGACGAGUUGGAGUAGAAGCUCAGCCAGAUUUGGUUCGGAGGAUCCCAAAAGAUGGCACUGGUGGGAGCCCUAGCAAAGAGAAUGAUGAAAAGAAGGAUCGUGAUGACCAACCAAAAGAUAGCGAGGGCAAUCCUGAAAAUACUUCUGAAGAAAGCGGGUCACCUCCAGCUCCGGAAAGUUCCGAAUCUCGUGGUCUAGAUGAUCAGCUACUCAGCAAUGCAGAAGCUUGUUCCAUAGAUCAGGCAGAUUCAAUUGUUUUGCCGCAUUCUGCAUUGUUGAAGAAUCAACACACUGUAGCCACUAGAAUCCUUCUUCGAUCGACUUGGGAGUUCUUUAUUUUCUCUUUGCUUCCCUUUUGCGUGGAGUCAUUAUACAUCACUUCUAAUAAUGUUUGGAAAUACAGACAACUGGUGUAAAAUAGGACAUAAAUUAGCAGUUUCUUCUUAUUGUUGUUGUUCAUACAAGCAAUUGUUGCAGACAAACCUGCGUUUUCCAUUGACAAUGUUGUACUUUGUACCUGUUCAAUUAUUUCAAAGUUCUUAUUAUUACUGAAUUCAAGUCAAAUCUUUUUCACCUGGGACUUUGUAAAUCCUGCAGGAUUUGAAAAGCACGUGCUUUGAAAUGGAUAAGGUCA